Molecule: messenger RNA, 1248 nt
Organism: Pseudophryne corroboree (corroboree frog)
Lineage: Eukaryota; Metazoa; Chordata; Amphibia; Anura; Myobatrachidae
Product: nmrA-like family domain-containing protein 1
Exons: 5
Coding region: 173-1072 (299 amino acids)
Cellular component (GO): nucleus
Source: RefSeq, a predicted model, not a curated record
GCCCCCUGCCUGCAGGCAUUGCCGAGUCACACUGACAUUGGGCUGCAGCGGAGACUGCGGGGAGGGGGUGACCCAGGCUGGGUUAUAUAACCAGUUCCUCUGCUUUGUGUUUUAUUCCUGCAGUGUCUUCUGCCACAGCCUCUAGGAAUACAGAGCCUCAUCCUCUCUCACUAUGUCUGGGAAAAAGGUUAUUGUUGUCUUCGGAGCCACAGGAGCUCAGGGCGGGUCAGUGGCCACCGCGCUACUACAAGAUGGCUACUUUGCGGUCAGGGCGGUGACUCGGGACAUCAGCAAACCAGCAGCUGUGAAGCUGAGGGAGGCCGGGGCGGAGGUGGUGUGUGCAGAUCUGGACAAUGAGAAAAGUCUGGUGGCCGCGCUGACCGGAGCCUAUGGAGCUUUCGUGGUCACCAACUUCUGGGAACACUUCAGCAUUGAGAAGGAGGUGGCCCAGGGAAAAUUGAUCGCAGAUGUAAUCAAACGACUUGGCCUGACCUUCGUGGUCUUCAGUGGCCUGGAAAACGUGAAGAAGCAGACGGGGGGGAAGCUGGAAGUGCUCCAUUUCGACGGCAAAGGGGAGAUAGAGGAAUAUUUUAGACAGAUUGGAGUCUCUAUGGCCAGUGUGCGACUUCCCAGUUACUAUGAGAACCUCCUGACCUACUUCAGGCCCAAGAAGAACAAGGACAGUGACAGCUACUCUCUGGCCAUGCCCAUGGGUGACGUUCCGCUGGAUGGGUUGUCUGUGAAAGACUUGGGUCCUAUCGUUGUCAGUAUCCUGAAGUGUCCGUCGCAAUACGCCGGCAAGGACAUUGGGCUCAGCACGGAGAAGCUGACGGUGGAGCAGUAUGCAGCUUUAAUGUCCAAAGCCAUUGGAAAACCCAUCAAGGAUGCCAAAAUAUCCCCUGAGGCCUACGAGAAGCUGGGCUUCCCGGGAGCAGGAGAGCUGGCCAACAUGUUCCGCUUCUACAUCAUGAAACCCAACCGGGAUGUGGACCUCACCCUCAAACUCAACCCCAGGGCCAGGAAGUUCCAGCAAUGGAUUGAGGAGAACAAGGAGGCUUUUCAGGACCUGUGAAUGAUUCCCUCGGCACUGGCUGCAGAUUCCAAGCAUAAGACUAUAAAACAUUGCGCUCAGUGUGAGGCGAUGUUCCCUGGACCAGCAAUGUGACACGGACAUCUCUUUCUUUUUCUUUUCUUUUUUUUAAUGUUUUUUAUUACAUUUUUUAUUAAUAAAAAACAAUGACAACAUGA